Molecule: messenger RNA, 654 nt
Organism: Rotaria sp. Silwood2
Lineage: Eukaryota; Metazoa; Rotifera; Eurotatoria; Philodinida; Philodinidae
Source: the annotation of a GenBank genome assembly
AUGACCAUUACAUCAUCAAAUGUCUACAUUUCAUGGAGAAUAUUGUUUGUGAAUAGUUUCAAGAGUUCUGGAGUACAGGAGCGUGCCGGAAAGUCAUCACUUCUUCAGGCUCUCUUUCGAUUGGUCGAUCAAUCGGCAAUUAGCGGAACUAUUCUCAUCGAUGACAUUGAUAUUGGUCGUCUUUCACUUGAUUAUCUUCGCUCUCAUUUAAGUGUUAUUCCACAAGUACCAAUAUUAUUCGGUGGUACACUUCGAUACAAUAUUGAUCCAUUCGAACAAUUUUCAGAUCAAGAUUGCCUUAGCGCACUGGAAGCUGUUCAACUCAAACAAUUGAUGCGUAAUCAUCCCGAUGGACUAAGCCUAUUGGUGGCUGAAUCGGGAACUAAUUUGAGUGCUGGUGAACGUCAACUGAUCUGUGUAGCACGAGCCAUUCUGAAGAAGAGUCGCAUAUUACUUAUUGAUGAGGCUACAGCAAACGUUGACCAUAUGACCGAUAGGAUGAUUCAAGAGGUUAUUGCUGACAAGUUUCGUGAUCGUACCAUAUUAACGAUUGCACAUCGAUUGAAUACAGUAGCCAAUAGUGAUCGAAUUCUUAUGUUAGAACGAGGAGAGGUAGCUUACUUCGAUGUACCUAGUAAUAUUAAUCUAACUUAA